AACUAAUAAUUUGUGUAUUGCAAUCGAAGUUUAUAUUUUAAUGAAAAUAUAAUAUAGGUAAUGUUUAUUUAGUUAGCCUUGCCACUAAGUUUCUCUAAUGCUUAUUUCUUGAGCCAAAUUACCGUAGCAAAGAACUAAAAAUAUGUUUACAUAUAUUUCGGUUAAGCCGAAACUAUAGGGCGAUCCCGACAAAUACGCAGCAGUAAGGCCCAUAUCUGGCUGAUGCCAUGAUGAUGCCAAUAAAAAAAACUGUACUGUUGUGGCUAAAAUAAUCCCUUGACAUAUUAAGUACAUUUUCUUAAAACAGCUUAUUCGAAACACCACUUCAGCAGCCUUCGUACAAUGUAUGCAAUUUCUAAGACAUUGCACAAUCCUCCCACAAUCAUCGGCGCAUGUCCCUAAUGAUCGUCGUACUCCCCAGUGGGUGAAACUGACUGUCAUUAUAACAUGAGCUGGAUGUACGAAAGACCCAGCUUUAGUAGUUACAGCAAACUGGAAUAUCAACCUUAAAGCCAUGUAUUCACUGAGCAACAGUGUUUCGGAUACACAGUUUCUGAAACAUCACGUAAAUGUUUCCAGGAACAAUGUUUCGGAAACUCUGCCGUCCACACAGUCAGUUGCUUAGGUUAUGUCGCCCGAGGAAGUAGUGUUGUUAUGUGGUGCCUACAUUUUUUUGCAUAAGUCCAUUUCUAGUAAAAAGAAACGUAAAAGAUGGUGGGUCAGGAAUUACUUGCUAAGAAGACAAGACGUAUUAAGUGAUUUAUGCAUGUUUGAUGGAUCAUUUAUAAACUUUCUACGAAUGUCAAAAUCAGAUUUUAAAUAUCUUUUGCAAAAUGUUGGACCAUUUAUAGAGAAACAAGAUACAAACUUACGAAGUGCAGUUACCGCUGAAACAAGACUAGCCAUUACUUUAAGAUAUUUAGCUACUGGAGAUUCAUAUUCUUCACUCUCAUACACUUUUAGAGUUUCCAAACAAUUAAUCAGCCGGAUCAUACCCGAAGUUUGUAAGAAUAUAAUACGUGUGUUGAAGAACUACAUCCAGACCUCAACAAUGCUAGAAGGAACAAAGAUCAAUUCACCAUCACAAAUGGCGAGCGUCUUCGACAUUGCUAAGGACACCGUCCUAUUCCUCGUAUUAUCCUGCUAUUACAUCCUUGAAUCCCUAUUCUGGACCUUAGUACCUAAUGCUAUACGACCUAUGAAGAGUUUGAAGGGAGAUGUGGUGUUGGUGACGGGAGGAGCCGGGGGUGUCGGCCGCCUCCUUGCUGUCAAACUUGCAAGACUUGGCGCCAAGGUCGUCAUAUGGGAUAUUAGUGUCGAAGGUUUGAAGAAGACGUGCGCAGCCGUAACUGAUGAGGGCUACGAAAUUGCAAGCUACGUCGUAGACCUAUCAGAUCGCACUGCAGUCUACGCAGCUGCUGAAAAAGUGAAAAGAGAGGUCGGUAAGGUAGAUAUGCUGAUUAACAAUGCAGGAACAGUUUUCGGCGAAACUCUUUUGGAUCUUUCUGAUUACGCGAUAGAAACCACCUACAAAGUUAACAUACUCUCACACUAUUGGACGGUAAAAGCCUUCUUACCCGACAUGAUCGCCACUGGCAAGGGACACAUCGUGACCGUGGGCUCAGUGGCCGGCAUGCUCGGGACUUACCGCUGCACAGACUACAGCGGCACUAAGUUCGCUACCAUUGGCUUUCAUGAGAGCCUGUUCACCGAGUUGAAGGCUCAUGGCCACAACACAAUCCACGCAACUCUAGUCUGCCCGUACUACAUAAACACGGGUAUGUUUGACGGAGUCUCCCCGCGUCUGAUGCCGAUGUUGGAGCCCGACUACGUAGCUGAGACCAUGAUAGAUUCUAUAAGGAAGAACGAAGUCAAUUGCGUCAUGCCUGGAUCAGUUAGAUACCUUCUACCUUUGAAGUGCCUGCUCCCCGCUAAAAUGUGCUGGGACCUGAUGCACCGAGUUAUGAAGGGGCCACAAGCUAUGAUGGAGUUCAAAGGAAAGCCCAAAGCUGUCGCUACAUAGUAAUUAGAACACUAGACUUACUCAAUUUACCU
Molecule: messenger RNA, 2055 nt
Organism: Trichoplusia ni (cabbage looper)
Lineage: Eukaryota; Metazoa; Arthropoda; Insecta; Lepidoptera; Noctuidae
Product: short-chain dehydrogenase/reductase family 16C member 6-like
Exons: 7
Coding region: 629-2023 (464 amino acids)
Cellular component (GO): lipid droplet
Molecular function (GO): oxidoreductase activity, acting on the CH-OH group of donors, NAD or NADP as acceptor
Source: RefSeq, a predicted model, not a curated record